AUGCUCAGACCAUCGAGGAGUAUCAGCUCGCUCAUCUCGACCGAAACCCUUGUCAACAUAACACUUCGGCGCCUCGAAGCCGCGCUCGAAGAUGCAGCCCUUGGCAGCGGCAAUGAAACGACAAUGGCGGAUACAAACUGUCCGUCCGAGAAGGGAAUUUUCCGUUGGGCUAGGGCGCUGCUAGCAGGACCUGAGAUAAUGAAGACUAAGAAGCGACUCGAGGAACAAAAGACCGGGAUUUACGACUAUCGCAAUAUAGCUACCAUGUUGGCAGGAGGCAAAGGCCUCUACGGGGGCCGCGGCAUCUGGCUCAUCGUGUCUGUUUUGAACAGUGAUCGCAGCGGCAAUUGCUUUCCCUCACUCACCGGCAACAUGCUCACCUUCCGAGCAACAAGGGCCAAAGAACCUGAUACAGAGCUCCGGUAUCCCUACCUCUGCUCGCCCUCGCCCGGGGAAACACAUGACGAACGCCAAGACCGAUUCAAAAACUGGGGCUUCCAGUUCGGCUGUGAGCUAUGCGUCGAGCUCUUGCGCACGCCGGCCGAGGCGAUCAGGGAGCGCAAUGAGAUCUUCUUGCAGGCCACCGGGCAGAUCACUGGGCCUACGCCAGGACUUGAGCAGUUAGACGAGGAACUCAUCGCCUCAUAUCAUGGCAAUGACCAGGCGCAUUAUCGUUCCUUUCUUGAUCUGGGAGUACCUACAACCACAGCAGCCGGUCGCCACCUAAGCGUGGGAGAACCUCUCGAAGCAAUGGCCAAGGCAUCAAUGGUUCUUAGGGCCCUUUGAUACAACAUCGAUGUGAAAGCACCACAAUUCAAUCCGCGUCGACCGGCACGGCUGGAACUAAAGAGUUGGGAC
Messenger RNA from Pyricularia oryzae 70-15, 858 nucleotides. RefSeq lists its product as uncharacterized. The record is from RefSeq and is a predicted model, not a curated record. NCBI's taxonomy places the organism in Eukaryota, Fungi, Ascomycota, Sordariomycetes, Magnaporthales, Pyriculariaceae. The transcript has 3 exons. The coding region runs from base 1 to 786 and encodes 261 amino acids.